AUGACGCCUCCUGUGGAGAAACCCUCGCCCGGCGUCCGCCACCCGUCUCGCCUCCUGAGCAGCCGCCGCAGCGGAGGCGCUUGUGCAGAACUGCUGCCCCUCGGGACCCCUGCGGGCAGGAGCGGCCUUGCCACCGGCGCAGGAGGCGGCGGGCAGGCCGGCGGCUCCCCAGCCUUGCUGCAGGGCCGAGCGCCGCCCGGCAGGCCCUUCCGUGGGGACGGGAUGCUCGGCUGGAUGGAGCGCGUCGUGCCGCAGCCUCCGGGCGGCUCCCCGGCCCCCGCGGCUGCGGCCGUCCGCCCGCCGGCCGCCGAGCGAGCAGGAGAGGCCGGGCCGGAGCCCGCGCGGCAGCCGGGGCUCCCAGCCGGGGCUCAUCGGGAGGCGGAGGUCGGGCUGAUCUUUCCAGCACCGCGUGGCUGCUCCGCGUCUCGACCAGCAGGGGGAGGCCGGGGCGCUCCCAUCGCACGCUGCCGGACAUUCCCCCUGACUCUUCCUUCUUCCCUCCUGCAAACCGCCCAGCUCCCGGCGGGGAGCCCUGCCAGCCCUGCCAAAGCAGAAGGGGCAAACGAGGAGACCAGCGGAGCCGGGGAUCCCGUAUCCACCACUGAAAGCACUGCCCGGGGCGUCCUGGCCUGGCUGUCCCAGGGCCUUGAGAAGGUGAUCCCGCAGCCGGCGCAGAGCCCUUCCCGUGCCCUCACCCUGCAGGCUGCUGCGGCGAGCUUUGAGGCCAGCAUCGACAUCCCGGACCUGACAGAAGUGCAGAGCCUGAAGGCGGAAGCGGAAGAGGAAGAGGAGCUAGAGGUCAGCCUGGUGGAUCCGGAUGAAGAUGAGCCCUGCGACGUGCAGUCCAGCUCUGACAACAACCCAGAAGAGAUGCUUUCCAGUGGUGGCAGGAACGUGUUUGCUUGGCUGAGGGAAGGCUUUGGAAAAAUGAUGCCGCAACAGCCGGAGAGCCCGCAGAGGCCCGCGGACGGGACGCCGGAAGGGCCGGCGGCUGAGCAGGCCAACGCCAAAAGGGACCGCCAAGAAAUGCUUGAGGGGAGGGAGUUCCCGGGCAGCCCCCACAGCUCUUCUGAGACCAAAUGUGGCAGUGCUGCGGACGGCCAGCCUGGCUUCGGCAUCUCCCUCUUUCCCCGAACGCUCGGAGGCGACGGUGGCAGGCUGUUUGAGCGGCUCGUUCAGGGGCUGGAGAAAGCCAUGCCACAACCCGCGGCUCGGCCAAGACCAGAUGGGCAGGAGAGCCCGGAGGCAGGAGACCGGGGCGUUGGGCAAGAGCGGAGCAAAGGGGCUUAACGCCUCUGAAACAAAGGGGCCCUGAAGAUUUUCCCAGGCCAGGCGAGAGCGGGCCGAGUUGGCCGUGCGCGGUGACACGGGGAAGAAAAGGCUCCGCAGAUGCUCUUUUCUAGAAUGAAUAAAGCCCCCCCUUAAGCAGAA
Varanus komodoensis (Komodo dragon) is the source of this 1431-nucleotide messenger RNA. Its product is annotated as cyclic nucleotide-gated cation channel beta-1-like. The coding region runs from base 1 to 1290 and encodes 429 amino acids. The transcript is spliced from 15 exons. NCBI's taxonomy places the organism in Eukaryota, Metazoa, Chordata, Lepidosauria, Squamata, Varanidae. The record is from RefSeq and is a predicted model, not a curated record.